Molecule: messenger RNA, 5126 nt
Organism: Ictidomys tridecemlineatus (thirteen-lined ground squirrel)
Lineage: Eukaryota; Metazoa; Chordata; Mammalia; Rodentia; Sciuridae
Source: RefSeq, a predicted model, not a curated record
CCCGGCCGGUCGGCCCCUUCUGGGUCCUCCCUUUGCAGCCCGUGCGGGGCCGUCUCGGAGACCCCGCGCCGACGGCUGCUCAAACAUCAGGCUGGCCCCUGAAAGGACACUCUCCAAGUCCCCAGCGGGGGGCCCCGCGUAGACCUGGAGCGGACACCCCCUCCUUCCCUUCAUGAUUCGUUUGUAGCGCAGUGGCGAUGGAUGAUGAGGAUGGGAGAUGCUUACUAGACGUGAUUUGUGACCCUCAGGCCCUCAAUGACUUCUUGCAUGGAUCCGAGAAGCUGGACAGCGAUGACCUCCUGGAUGCCCCUGGGGAGUCCCAAAGUGCCUUCUAUGAAGGUCCUGGGCUCCAUGUGCAAGAAGCUCCUGGCAACCACCUGAACCCAGAGCCCAGCCAGCCGGCGCCCAGUGUGGACCUGGACUUCCUGGAAGAUGACAUUCUGGGCUCGCCCGCCACAGGGGGCGGCGGGGGCGGCGGGGGCGCCGACCAGCCCUGCGACAUCCUGCAGCAGAGUCUCCAGGAAGCCAACAUCACCGAGCAGACGCUCGAGGCCGAGGCCGAGCUGGACCUGGGUCCCUUCCAACUGCCCACCCUGCAGCCCGCGGAUGGUGGGGCCGGUCCCACGGGUGCUGCAGGGGCAGCCGCUGUGGCGGCAGGACCCCAGGCCCUCUUCCCAGGCAGUGCCGACCUUCUGGGGCUGCAGGCCCCACCCACUGUGCUGACCCACCAGGCCUUGGUCCCCCCCCAGGACAUGGUCAACAAGGCCCUGAGUGUCCAGCCCUUCUUGCAGCCCGUAGGCCUGGGCAAUGUGACCUUACAGCCCAUCCCAGGCCUCCAGGGCCUGCCCAAUGGCAGCCCUGGGGGGACCACAGCGGCCACCCUUGGCCUGGCACCCAUCCAGGUGGUGGGGCAGCCUGUCAUGGCGCUCAACCCACCCACCUCCCAGCUGCUGGCCAAGCAGGUGCCUGUCAGCGGCUACCUGGCCUCAGCAGCUGGGCCCUCAGAGCCAGUGACCCUGGCUUCAGCUGGUGUGUCCCCCCAGGGGGCUGGCCUGGUCAUCCAGAAGAGCCUCCCGGCGGCCGUAGCCACUACACUCAACGGGAACUCUGUGUUCGCGGGGACGGGGGCAGCCACAGCAGCAGCCAGCGGGGCACCCUCAGGACAGCCCCUGGCGGUGGCCCCUGGCCUCGGCACAUCGCCACUGGUGCCAGCACCCAAUGUGAUUCUGCAUCGCACCCCCACACCCAUCCAGCCCAAGCCUGCAGGCGUGCUGCCCCCCAAGCUCUACCAGCUGACGCCCAAGCCGUUCGCCCCCACGGGCGCCACACUCACCAUCCAGGGCGAGCCAGGGACCCUGCAGCAGCCGCCCAAGGCCCCCCAGAACCUGACUUUCAUGGCAGCGAGCAAGGCAGGCCAGAACGUGGUGCUCUCGGGCUUCCCGGCGCCCGCCCUGCAGGCCAACGUCUUCAAGCAGCCCCCUGUCACCACCACGGGCGCAGCCCCAUCCCCGGCCCCCGGGACCCUGAACAAGUCCAUGAGCCUCCACCUCCUGAACCAAGGCAGCAGCAUCGUCAUCCCAGCCCAGCACAUGCUGCCCGGCCAGAACCAGUUCCUGCUGCCCGGCACGCCUGCCGUCCAGCUCCCCCAGUCGCUCUCAGCCCUGCCGGCCAACGUGGGGGGACAGAUCCUGACCGCCGCCGCCCCCCAUGCAGGUGGACAACUCAUCGCCAACCCCAUCCUCACCAACCAGAACCUGGCAGGCCCGCUGAGCCUGGGCCCUGUGCUGGCCCCGCACUCAGGGGCCCACAGUGCUGCCCACAUCCUCUCAGCCGCCCCUAUCCAGGUGGGCCAGCCCGCACUCUUCCAGAUGCCCGUGUCACUCGCUGCCGGCAGCCUGCCCACACAGAGCCAGCCGGCACCCACUGGCCCUGCUGCCACCACCGUCCUCCAGGGGGUCACGCUGCCCCCCAGUGCCGUGGCCAUGCUCAAUACUCCCGAUGGGCUGGUGCAGCCGGCUACCCCCGCUGCCACCGCCGGGGAGGCCACACCGGUCCUCACGGUGCAGCCCGCUCCCCCAGUCCCCCCAGCGGUCAGCACGCCACUGCCUCUGGGCCUCCAACAGCCUCAAGUGCAGCAACCCCCACAGGCCCCCACCCCUCAGGCUGCUGCCCCACCUCAGGCUACCACCCCCCAGCCCAGCCCAGGACUGGCAUCCAGCCCGGAGAAGAUCGUCCUGGGGCAGCCACCCUCUGCAGCCGCCACAGCCAUCCUCACUCAGGACUCCCUGCAGAUGUUCCUGCCCCAGGAGAGGAGCCAGCAGCCCCUCUCCACAGAGGGCCCCCACCUCUCCGUGCCUGCCUCGGUCAUAGUCAGCGCCCCGCCUCCCGCCCAAGACCCAGCCUUGGCCACCCCCACCGCCAAAGGAGCUGGCCUCGGCCCUCAGGCCCCCGACAGCCAGGCUUCCCCGGCUCCAGCCCCCCAGGUAGAUGAACCCCAGCAGCCUCUGUCCUUGGCUGAGACCCAGCCUCGCCCCUGCUCCUGCUCUCCUCCCCGCUCUGCCCUGCCUGCCUCUGUCUCGCUGACUCCCCCUGGCCCCCUGCCCCCCCCACCUAUCCAUAUUUUCUCCCCGCCCCGCCCAGGCCUCCCUCCUCUGCUUCCUGCCGAGAGCAAAACUUUUGCCAGCAACCUCCCAACCCUGAGUGUGGCCAAGGCCGCUGUAUCCGGGCCAGGGAAGUCCUCCGGGCUGCAGUACGAAAGCAAGCUGAGCAGCCUCAAGAAGCCCCCCACGCUGCAGCCCAGCAAGGAGGCCUGUUUCCUAGAGCAUUUGCACAGACACCAGGGCUCGGUCCUGCACCCCGACUACAAGACGGCCUUCCCCUCCUUCGAGGACGCCCUGCAUCGCCUCCUGCCCUACCACGUCUACCAGGGUGCCCUCCCCUCCCCCAACGACUACCACAGAGUGGACGAGGAGUUUGAGACGGUCUCCACGCAGCUGCUGAAGCGCACCCAGGCCAUGCUUAAUAAAUACAGGCUCCUGCUCCUGGAAGAGUCCCGGAGGGUGAGCCCCUCAGCUGAGAUGGUAAUGAUCGACCGAAUGUUCAUUCAGGAGGAGAAGACCACCCUUGCCUUGGAUAAACAGCUUGCCAAGGAGAAGCCAGACGAGUAUGUGUCUUCCUCACGCUCCCUUGGCCUCCCUGUCUCAGCCUCUUCCGAGGGUCAUCGGCUGACUGGCCACGGCCCACCAUCGUCCUCAGCUUCCGGGGCCUCAGCCCAGCCCCCUCCACACCUGCCCACCAAGCUCGUGAUCCGCCACGGUGGAGCGGGUGGCUCCCCGUCGGUGACCUGGGCCAGGGCAUCGUCCUCCCUGUCCUCCUCGUCCUCCUCCUCUGCGGCCUCAUCCCUGGAUGCCGACGAGGACGGCCCAAUGCCCUCCCGCAACCGCCCACCUAUCAAGACCUAUGAAGCCCGGAGCCGCAUCGGCCUCAAGCUCAAGAUCAAGCAGGAGGCCGGGCUCAGCAAGGUCGUGCACAACACGGCCCUGGACCCUGUGCACCAGCCCCCGCCUCCGCCCCCUGCCGCCCUCAAGGUGGCCGAGCCCCCGCCCCGGCCCCCACCGCCCCCGCCGCCCACGGGCCAGAUGAACGGCACUGUGGACCACCCGCCGCCCGCCGACCGCAAGGCCGCGGUGCCCUCCGCGCACUGCCCGCGCCUGCCGCUCCGGAAGACCUACCGUGAGAACGUGGAGGCGCCCGGCGCUGCGGAGAGCACAGGCAGGGCCCGGGGCGGCAGUCCUGCCCCGCUGCCCACCAAAGUGGACGAAGCCACCAGCGGGCUCAUCCGCGAGCUGGCAGCCGUGGAGGACGAGCUGUACCAGCGCAUGCUGAAGGGGGCCCCGCCCGAGCCCGCAGCCAGCGCCGGCCAGGGCGGGGGCAGCGGGGAGGCCGCCUGGGAGGCGCCCCCGCUGCCACCUGCCAAGCGGCGCAAGUCCGAGUCCCCCGAUGUGGACCAGGCCAGCUUCUCCAGCGACAGCCCGCAGGACGACACGCUCACCGAACACCUUCAGAGCGCCAUCGACAGCAUCCUGAACCUCCAGCAGGCCCCCGGCAGGACGCCCGCACCCCCGUACCCUCACGCCGGCCCCGCGGCCGUCACGCCCACCUCGCCGUCGCCCCUGCACAGGCCCGAGGCCUACCCACCCUCCAGUCACAACGGCGGCCUCGGCGCCAGGACGUUGAACAGAUAACACCGGCUGGUCUUCCCUUCCCUGUCGCGGCCACCAGGGCAUCCGCUGGGCAUCCGACCAUAGCCUCCUGGGGGACACAGCCGAGCCGGGGAUCCCCUGACAGUUCUUUUUGCCUAAGUUAUUUGAGUCACAAAGGCCUCCUCCCCGCCUCCUGCCUCUGCAGAGUGGGCAGAGUGGGCGUGGGCUUAGGGGAGGGGGCUGCAAUGGAGAAUGGCCCCAGCCAAAGGAGGGGCCGCCCUGGUGUGUCAGUUCUUGUUUCUUCCCACUUUCUGCCACCGCCCGCCCCUGUCUGGGGACACGUGUGAGUGUUUGCCUGGGAUGGGGGCACCUGGUGGCUCCCACUGCUCACCUCUAGGUACCUGAAUGUGUGGAUCCACAGAUCAUGGCCCAGGGCGCUGGGGCUGGGGGUGUCCUCCGGGUUCGCGCAGCGUCUCCCCAGCGCCCCCCACUGGCUGUAAAAGGAAACCGGAGAAGAGGACAGGAGCCAGUGUCCCAGACCGCCUGCCUCGCAGGCGUGUGCGUGUCCAGCCCUGUGCCUGGUCUCGGUGUGUGUGUGUGUGUGUGUGUGUGUGUGUGUGUGUGUACGUACGCGUGCGUGGGCGCGCGUGCAGGUGAGAGAGGUUCCCACAUGCUCCCACCCCUCCACUUUGAAAUCUGAGCAACAGAAAACUGGGGGCACCUCCCCCUUCCCCCAUGGUCUUCCCUCUGCUCUUCCUGCCUCCAGCUGCCCGCGCCACGUUUUGAAAUCUCGGAGACAAAACUAGUACUGUAAGAUAAAUUUUUUUGUACUGUAUUUAUUGUGUAUAACGAUUUUUUUAAAGGAGAAUUCUGUACAUUUAGAACUCUUGUAAAUUAAAAACUGAUCCUUUUUUUAAAACUGUA